Camelus dromedarius (Arabian camel) is the source of this 3306-nucleotide messenger RNA. It is a transcript of the gene TSGA10, whose product is annotated as testis specific 10. NCBI's taxonomy places the organism in Eukaryota, Metazoa, Chordata, Mammalia, Artiodactyla, Camelidae. The transcript is spliced from 20 exons. The record is from RefSeq and is a predicted model, not a curated record. Bases 52 to 2730 code for a protein of 892 amino acids.
CGGGGAGGGACCUGGAUCCCCGGCGGAGGCCCGGUCCCGGCAGUCAGCGAGAUGAGCUCCGGGGAGGACGACAGGCCGAGGACCCCGGGGAGGGACCCUCAGCUCCAGGUUACCACCAAAGAACAUGAUUUUGGUCUAGGGGCUCCAGUUUCUGAAGCUGAAAAAUACCAGAAUAUUCUCCAGCUAGAACAAGAAGUGAGAAAUCAAGACAAACUCAUCUCUACACUGAAAUUACAGAUUGAAGAUCUCAAACAGACAAAUCAUGGCUUGGAAGAAUAUGCUAGGAAACUCUUGGAUAGUAAGGAGGUGGUAAGCAGUCAAGUAGAUGAUUUAACCAGCCACAAUGAGCAUCUUUGUCAAGAAUUGAUUAAAAUUGACCAACUAGCAGAGCAACUAGAAAAAGAGAAAAAUUUUGUGGUGGAUACCGCCGACAAGGAACUUGAAGAAGCAAAGAUUGAACACAUUUGCCAGCAAAAUAAUAUAAUUGUAUUGGAAGAUACAAUAAAACGGCUUAGAUCUAUAAUUUUAGAGACUGAAAAAGCACAAAAUAAAUCUCCUUCCAGACUUGAUUCCUUUGUCAAAACUUUAGAAGCAGACAGAGAUCACUACAAGAGUGAAGCUCAAAAAUUGAGAAAGAUGAUCAGAAGUAGAUCUAAAAGCCCGAGACGCCCAUCUCCAUCUACCCGGGGUACAAACUGUGAUGUUGAGCUUUUGAAGACCACAAGAGACCGUGAAGAACUCAAAUGUAUGCUGGAAAAAUAUGAGCGUCAUUUGGCAGAAAUUCAGGGUAAUGUCAAGGUUCUUACGUCUGAGAGAGAUAAGACCUUUCUUCUGUAUGAGCAGGCACAGGAAGAAAUUGCCCGACUUCGACGAGAAAUGAUGAAAAGCUGUAAGUCUCCCAAAUCAACAACAGCACAUGCCAUCCUCCGGCGGGUAGAGACUGAAAGAGAUGUGGCCUUCACCGAUUUACGAAGAAUGACCACAGAACGAGAUAGUCUGAGGGAAAGGCUAAAGAUUGCCCAAGAGACAGCAUUUAAUGAGAAGGCUCACUUGGAACAAAGGAUAGAGGAGCUGGAGUGUACUGUUCAUAAUCUUGAUGAUGAACGUAUGGAGCAAAUGUCAAACAUGACUUUGAUGAAGGAAACCAUAACCACUGUGGAAAAAGAAAUGAAAUCACUAGCAAGAAAGGCAAUGGACACUGAAAGUGAACUUGGCAGACAAAAAGCAGAGAAUAAUUCCUUGAGACUUUUGUAUGAAAACACAGAAAAAGAUCUUUCUGAUACUCAGCGACACCUUGCUAAGAAAAAAUAUGAGCUACAGCUUACUCAGGAGAAAAUUAUGUGCUUGGAUGAAAAAAUUGAUAAUUUUACAAGACAAAGUAUUGCCCAGCGGGAAGAAAUCAGCAUUCUUGGUGCAACCCUCAAUGAUCUGGCUAAAGAAAAGGAAUGCCUGCAAGCAUGUUUGGAUAAAAAAUCUGAGAAUAUUGCAUCCCUUGGAGAGAGUUUGGCAAUGAAAGAAAAGACCAUUUCAGGCAUGAAGAAUAUCAUUGCUGAGAUGGAACAGGCAUCAAGACAGUCGACUGAAGCCCUGAUUAUGUGUGAACAAGACAUUUCCAGAAUGCGUCGGCAACUGGAUGAAACCAAUGACGAGCUGGCCCAGAUUGCCAGGGAAAGGGAUAUCUUGGCUCAUGAGAAUGACAGUCUCCAGGAACAGUUUUCUAAAGCUAAACAAGAAAACCAGGCACUGUCUAAAAAAUUGAAUGAUACUCAUAAUGAACUUAGUGACAUAAAACAGAAGGUCCAAGAUACUAAUUUGGAAGUUAAUAAACUGAAGAAUAUAUUAAAGUCCGAAGAAUCUGAGAACCGGCAAAUGAUGGACCAACUCCGAAAAGCCAAUGAAGAUGCUGAAAACUGGGAAAACAAGGCCCGUCAAGCAGAGGCAGAUAACAAUACCCUCAAAUUAGAACUUAUCACUGCUGAGGCCGAGGGUAACAGAUUAAAAGAAAAAGUAGAUUCCCUCACUAGAGAGCUCGAGCAGCACUUAAAUGCAGAACGGUCCUACAAGUCCCAGAUUUCUACUUUACAUAAGUCUAUUGUAAAGAUGGAAGAGGAGCUUCAGAAGGUUCAGUUCGAAAAAGUAUCUGCCCUUGCAGACUUGUCUUCCACAAGGGAACUUUGUAUUAAACUUGACUCAAGCAAAGAACUUCUUAAUCGACAGCUGGUUGCUAAAGAUCAAGAGAUAGAAAUGAUGGAGAAUGAGUUAGAUUCUGCUCGUUCUGAAAUAGAACUCCUCAGGAGUCAGAUGACAAAUGAGAGGAUCUCCAUGCAGAAUCUAGAAGCUUUGCUGGUGGCCAAUCGAGACAAAGAAUAUCAGUCUCAGAUAGCACUUCAAGAAAAAGAAUCUGAAAUUCAGCUUCUUAAAGAACACCUUUGUUUGGCAGAAAAUAAAAUGGCCAUCCAGAGUAGAGACGUGGCCCAGUUCAGGAAUGUCGUAACGCAGUUGGAAGCUGAUUUAGACAUUACCAAGAGACAGCUAGGGACAGAGCGCUUUGAAAGGGAGAGGGCCGUGCAAGAACUUCGCCGCCAGAAUUACUCAAGUAAUGCUUAUCAUUUGAGUUCUGCGAUGAAGCCAAAUGCAAAAUGUCAUUCACCAGAACGUGUUCACCAUCGAUCUCCUGACCGAGGCCUAGAUCGAUCAUUAGAAGAGAAUCUUUGCUAUAGAGAUUUCUGACACGUGGAAAAAUUCUUCACAUCCUUGGGAGAGGUCAAAGUUACAAACUGAUUUUUUUUUUUUUUUGCUAUAUGAUUGCAUUAUCUUUUGAAUGCUUAACAAUGUUAAAUGUAUUUAUUAACUUUGUGCCUCUGAAUCUCUGUUUUCAUGUGCCAUAUCACAGCGAUCUGAGAUGACUUAUAAAAACAAAAGUGCAUAUGGCUCUUUCUAUCCAUACAGUAAUAGUGAGUGUAAAAUCUGCUUACUUCACUAUUGAACAUGGUUAUGUUAACUAUCCGGAGUAAAUAAAGAAGCUUAUAAAAAGAGGGAAAAGUGUUUUUACAAAACUGAUUUUUUCUUUGUGAUUUAUGCUUUCAUGGCUAGAGAAGUUGUGCCAACCUGGGCACAAUUGACCAAUACUGGCCUAGGACCCCAUUUUCCAUUUUGGAGCCAAGCUGACAUAAAUUCCAGGCCAUAAUCUGACUUGAGAACAGUAGAUAGUAGGAGUGUGUCAGGGUUUUUAAAUGCAUAGUAUUGUGCCACUAAUUAACAUACAUUUUCUACAAUUGUGUUUACCCCUACUAUUUUUAGAAAGGU